Molecule: messenger RNA, 506 nt
Organism: Leptopilina boulardi
Lineage: Eukaryota; Metazoa; Arthropoda; Insecta; Hymenoptera; Figitidae
Exons: 3
Coding region: 39-491 (150 amino acids)
Source: RefSeq, a predicted model, not a curated record
AUUGCUUUCCUAUACACAUUUUUUUUAAAUUCAUAAAAAUGAUGAGACCAACUUGUGGAUUUAAUCCUAACUCAAUUGUGGGAAAUUGUGAAGAUCCUUGUACAGUACCAAUGGCUAAACCAAUUAGAAUAUUUCAAUUUCUGCUUGUAUGCAUUUUAUUCACAUUGACAAUUUAUACGAUUUCAAAAAAUUCUCCCUACUAUCAAGUGGAAGGAACUCUACUAACUGUGCUCUUUGGAAGUUUUUUAUUUAUCACACUAGUUGAUAUAAUCAGUCAAUUUGGAGGUGAUCCCAUUCCGGAUACUCCAAUGUUCUUAUUUGGCGUGGUAGGUAUUUUACUCUAUGUCAUUGCUACAGUGGAUAUUUAUUUUUCUGCAAGAAAAGAAAAUGUCGAGGAUGUUUGGAGAUUAACACUCUCAAUUGCCUUAUCCGCAACAGCUUCUUUACUCUUUUUAUUUGAUGUAAUUAUGAUCUUUCUUUAUGGCUACUGAUAUUUUUAUUCUCAA